Messenger RNA from Haemonchus placei, 1428 nucleotides. Lineage: Eukaryota; Metazoa; Nematoda; Chromadorea; Rhabditida; Trichostrongylidae. The record is from the annotation of a GenBank genome assembly.
AUGGAGGACGAGGCUGUUGGGCAGGUUUCUGUUAGGUUCAAGGGAGAAAAUGGCGAUGAGCUCGGUGGUGCUGGAAUUCUACUGCCAGUAUCGGUCACUUCGAAUCAGUUGCAAAUCCUUUGUAAUCAGUUGUUAGAAAGCAGUGAUGACCCUGUACCGAUAUCAUUUUUCACCGAAGAGGGUAUCGAAAUUGUCGGGAGCAUUGAAAAAAGUCUGGAAAAAAUCGACUUCGAAAAGACGCUAUGCCUUGUUUACCAACCACAAGCUGUCUUUCGUGUUCAACCAGUUACACGAUGUUCGUCGAGCAUGCCUGGUCAUGGAGAACCUGUCAUUUCUGCUCAGUUCAGUCCUGAUGGGAGAGGGCUUGCUAGUGGAUCAGGUGAUACAACUGUGAGGAUCUGGGAUAUAGACACGGAGUUGCCUCUUUUCACCUGUAAAGGACAUAAAAAUUGGGUUCUAUGCAUAGCAUGGUCCCCUGACGCGAAGAAGAUUGCUUCAGCUUGCAAAAAUGGGCAGAUCAUGAUAUGGGACGCAUCUACUGGCACACAAAUUGGGAAAACCUUGUCGCGACAUAAACAGUGGAUCACCCAUUUGGCCUGGCAACCCAUGCACAAAGAUCCAAGCUGCAGGUAUCUUGCAAGCGCUGGGAAAGAUGGAAAUAUUCUCAUAUGGGAUACCGUUAAAGGAACUGUUGAACGAUCUCUAAGUGGUCACACAGCCUGCGUGACUAGCAUACGAUGGGGUGGAGAAGGGCUUAUCUAUUCUGGAUCCCAGGACCGCACGGUAAAGGUGUGGCGUGCCAGCGAUGGAAUAAUCUGUAGAAAUCUUGUUGGCCAUGCACAUUGGAUCAAUACGUUAGCCUUAAACACGGACUAUGCUCUGAGAACAAGCUGUUUUGAUCCAAAAACCGGUUGUAAUAGACCUCCAAGUGAGUCUGAGUGUCAAAAAGUUGCUCUGCGGCGUUAUGAGGAGGCACUCAAAGUGUGCGGAGGCGAAAGACUAGUAAGUGGUUCAGAUGACUUCACGAUGUUUCUGUGGAAUCCGUCCGAGUCUAAGAGUGCUAUAGCAAGGCUAACCGGUCAUCAGCAGCUCGUUAAUCAGGUUAUGUUUUCACCAGAUACACGGUACAUAGCAUCAGCCUCCUUUGACAAAUCUGUUAAGCUUUGGUGUGGGAGGACCGGCAAAUUUAUUGCUUCAUUGAGGGGUCACGUCAACGCCGUAUAUCAAGUGGCAUGGUCGGCUGAUAGCCGCUUAUUAGUUUCUGGUUCGGCUGAUUCCACACUCAAGGUGUGGGAAAUUCGGAGCAGGCGGCUACACUUUGAUUUGCCAGGUCACGGCGAUGAAGUAUAUACGGUAGAUUGGAGUCCCGAAGGAACAAAAGUGGUUAGUGGCGGUAAAGACAAAGUGCUAAAGCUGUGGCGUCAAUAG